Asparagus officinalis (garden asparagus) is the source of this 2276-nucleotide messenger RNA. Its product is annotated as aldehyde dehydrogenase 22A1. The coding region runs from base 123 to 1913 and encodes 596 amino acids. Gene Ontology annotation, molecular function: aldehyde dehydrogenase (NAD+) activity. Lineage: Eukaryota; Viridiplantae; Streptophyta; Magnoliopsida; Asparagales; Asparagaceae. The transcript has 14 exons. The record is from RefSeq and is a predicted model, not a curated record.
UCUCGUGCACAUUAUUCUAUGAACCUCCUGCUCCAGCGAGAGCUUUUUAAACUAAACCCCUCACUCUCCUUCCUCCAUUUGGCGGCAAUCGAAACCCUAGAUUUGUCCCUCGAGCUUCAGCAAUGGCGUUCUGGUGGCCGCUGCUCGUCGCCGGCAUCGCCUUCGCGAUCUGCAAGCUCCUCUUCAUGCUCAUCCCUCCCAAUGUCCCCUCGAUCGAAGUCGAUGCUUCCGAUGUGUUGGAGGAUGGCAGCCAGACUAAGGAGAAUAGCUACAUUUAUAUACCGAGGAAGGGGAAGUCGGCGCAGACUGACAAGGUUCAGUGUUAUGAGCCUGCCACUAUGAAGUACUUGGGAUAUUUUCCAGCGUUGACCCCUGACGAGGUCAAGGAGCAUGUGGCACAGGCUAGGAAGGCACAAAAAACAUGGGCAAAGAGUAGCUUCCGUCAAAGGCGCCAAUUUUUGCGAAUACUUCUUAAGUAUAUAAUAGAACAUCAAGAGCUUAUAUGCGAAAUAUCAUCCCGGGACACUGGAAAGACAAUGGUUGAUGCUUCUCUGGGAGAAAUAAUGACUACUUGCGAGAAGAUUACUUGGCUUCUGGAUGAAGGCGAAAAGUGGUUAAAGCCUGAAUACAGAUGUAGUGGAAGAUCAAUGCUGCACAAGAGAGCAAAAGUUGAGUUCUAUCCGCUUGGAGUGAUUGGGGCAAUUGUUUCCUGGAACUAUCCAUUUCAUAACAUUUUUAACCCAAUGCUAGCUGCAGUAUUUUCAGGAAAUGCUGCAGUGAUUAAGGUCUCAGAGCAUGCUAGUUGGUCAGGAUGCUUUUAUUUAAGAAUUAUUCAAGCUGCUUUGGCUGCUGUUGGAGCCCCAGACAACCUGGUUCAUGUGAUAACAGGGUUUGCAGAAACAGGACAAGCUCUUGUAUCGUCAGUUGACAAAAUCAUUUUUGUUGGAUCACCUGGUGUGGGGAAAAUGAUAAUGCGGAAGGCCUCAGAGACAUUGAUACCUGUAACACUUGAACUUGGCGGUAAAGAUGCUUUUAUUGUCUGUGAGGAUGUAGAUGUGCCCCACGUAGUUCAAAUUGCAACUAGAGCUGCUCUCCAGUCUAGCGGACAAAACUGUGCUGGUGCUGAGAGGUUUUAUGUUCAUAAGGACGUUUAUUCUACUUUUGUUGCUCAGAUAGUCAAACUUGUAAUCCUUAUGGUACAUGGACCCCCGUCAGCCGGAAAGUAUGAUAUGGGUGCCAUCUGUAUGCAAGAACAUGCUGAUAAACUUCAGAAUCUCGUUAAUGAUGCUUUGGAGAAAGGGGCAGAAAUCGCUGGCAGAGGAAGCUUUGGUCAUUUGGGGGAGGAUGCUGUUGACCAGUUCUUUCCUCCGACUGUCUUAGUGAAUGUUAAUCAUACUAUGAAACUGAUGCAAGAAGAGGCCUUUGGACCAAUUAUCCCAAUAAUGAAAUUCAGUGAUGAUGAAGAGGUUAUAAAACUUGCAAAUGACUCGAAUUAUGGACUUGGAUGUGCUGUGUUUUCUGGCAGCCAAAAGCGAGCCAUAGCGAUAGCUUCCCAGUUGCAUUGUGGGGUUGCGGCAAUUAAUGAUUUUGCAUCGACUUACAUGUGUCAGUCCUUGCCAUUUGGCGGUGUUAAACACAGUGGAUUUGGAAGAUUUGCUGGAGUUGAAGGGUUGCGGUCUUGCUGUCUAGUGAAGUCAGUGGUUGAGGACAGAUUCUGGCCUUACAUCAAAACAGUUAUCCCGAAGCCCAUCCAGUAUCCUAUUGCAGAGAAUGGCUUCGAGUUUCAGGAGUCACUUGUUGAACUUCUGUAUGGAAUGAAUGUGUGGGACAGGCUUAGAGCUGUGGUCAAUGUAUUAAAGAUCAUCACAGAAAAGAACGGUACUCCCAUCACCGAGAAGAAAAGGCGCAACUAGAAUUUACGCCGUAGAUUUCUUCGCUGCCUCCGUGAAUUUGGUUUCAUGGGGAACUCGGGAUCUUAAAUAUUUUGUCAAAUUUCCUGGUUUUGUACCAAGGGCUAAUAGGUCUCUGUGCCUGAAAAUUGCGGAGAGGAUGAAAUUAAGAGGAAAUGAUGUGAUAUCUUCGCAAUGUUAAGCUUCCAUACAUUGAUAAUGUAAGUUUUGUUCUUGUGGUGCUGUAUAUUUGACUUGGCUACUGAGUUUUACCACUUUGGGUAUCAGUUUCUGCAGGUAUCUAGUUAUUUUUAGGAGCUUUUUGGCACACAAAGCCUUGCAACUGUAAUUCUAAUCUGGAAGUUAUUAUGAAGUCUUUUCCAUAAA